GAAGAAAAUAGCGAAAUUGAUUCAGGAUCGAAAUUCCUUUUGAAUAUUAGCAUUCUCUUUCGUUUUCACUGCUACUUGGUAUUUCCAUGCUCAGUGUUUACACGGUUGGUGUUGCCAAGCAUAUGUUCAUCAGCUUCCCCAGAAACCAUCAAAAUCGCUUGCAGAAGUCACUCUUUUGUUGCAUGUCCAUGAAUAAUCAAAGGGAAGUUCAAAGUGAAACUGAAAGUCACGUGCAUUAUAACCAUACCGAUCCCUCCAAAUACGCAAGAUGGACUGCAAGGGAGAGCUUCCAAUUUAUGUAUGCAAGGCCUUGGCAACGAGUCAAUGAUUUUUACUUGGACAUUGUCCGUGCCAACUUGUCUCUCUCACUUCUCUUCGGACCCCAGACAAUUCUUGACCACAAUGACACUGGAAUUGCAGCACUUUCUGAUCAGAGUGAGUUGGAAAGUGUUGCAUCUGAGGAUCGCUCUGGGAGAUGGGCGAGGACGACGUUCAAAAUUAUUCUUUCGUAUCACGGGGGUUCAUUUGAUGGGUGGCAAAAACAACCAGGCUUGAACACUGUCCAAAGCAUUGUAGAAGUGUCACUUGGUAAAUUUGUUGAUGAAAAGAAAACACAACUGCUCAAGGAUAAAGGUUUGCCUAUUGAAGGUUGUGCUGUUGUUGCUGGUCGUACAGACAAAGGUGUGACAGGCCUUCAACAAGUCUGUUCUUUCUAUACUUGGAAGAAGGAUGUUAAGCCUAGAGAUAUUGAAGAUGCUAUCAAUCAAGCAGCUCUAGGAAAACUUAGAGUCGUAUCAGUUUCUGAGGUAUCACGUGUAUUUCAUCCGAAUUUCUCUGCCAAAUGGAGGCGUUACCUUUAUAUAUUUCCACUCACUGAUGGGUACAGGGACCAAGGUAAUGACAAUGUGGAGUCACGUGACAUUUCUAGAUAUAAUGAAAUUCAUGAUUCUUCCAGCAAGGACGAGAUAGAAAAUCAAGAGAAAUCUUAUGUGUUCAGCGUAAGCAAGGUAAACCGGCUUUUGCGAAAAUUAGAAGGAAAAUUGCUAUCCUACAAGAUGUUUGCUCGUGAUACAAAAGCUUCAAGAAAUGAUGGUCCACCGACUGAGUGUUUUGUUUACCAUGCUCGAGCUAUGGAAGUCAAACUGCCAACAGCUGACUGUGGUGAAGAAACAAAGGCUAUGUGUGUUGAGCUGGUAGCUAAUCGCUUUCUAAGAAAGAUGGUUCGGGUGCUUGUGGCAACCUCAAUUAGAGAAGCUGCUGCUGGUGCUGAAGAUGAUGCCUUGAUAAAGCUCAUGGAUGCCACGUGUAGGCGUGCUACUGCUCCUCCAGCACCCCCUGAUGGUUUAUGUCUAGUUGAUGUUGGGUAUACUGAAUUUGACCCUCAAAAGUGCUUCAUUCUGAUAGAGUAAAGCCUUGUGCCUUCUACUUCCCAUUCCUAAUCACAUUUACAGUGUCAGUCACACUUUCUGAUUUUUAAUCCAAGCUGCAUUUUAAUGCAAUAUUUUGCAAUUA
Messenger RNA from Vigna angularis (adzuki bean), 1512 nucleotides. RefSeq lists its product as uncharacterized. Gene Ontology annotation, biological process: tRNA pseudouridine synthesis. Bases 87 to 1409 code for a protein of 440 amino acids. Lineage: Eukaryota; Viridiplantae; Streptophyta; Magnoliopsida; Fabales; Fabaceae. The transcript is spliced from 9 exons. Gene Ontology annotation, molecular function: RNA binding; pseudouridine synthase activity. The record is from RefSeq and is a predicted model, not a curated record.